AUGGCCGCUUCUUUUGAAGCUCAUGUCUCUCAACCUUUUGGGUCAUCUCUAUACAGCAACACGAGUAUCCGGGCAGACAAUGGGGUUGUUUCCAACAGUGUGUUCAGACGGAGCACUGUCUCCCAGAGCUCUAUCAAGUCUGUCGGGGAAAAGUCGAUGCUGGCUGAUGUUGUUGACACUCUCGCUCGUCGCAGCAGCGAUGCAAUGAUAUCGACAAAAAUCCUGGAAACCGACUACGCUACAGUUCUAGAAUGGAUUCGGUCAGAGAGAAUGGAGAAGCUUCCCGCUGAAGGAAGCAGCUAUGACAAGAUGCUAGUAUGGGCAGCAUUGUUCGUAGAGCGGCUGCAUUCGUUCAGUAAGGCAAUCGAAGGAUUCGCGGGAGACAGCCAUCUGGCGGCUCAGCUUGCUUAUGUUCAUUGUGCCAGUCUGUUAAAGCUUGGAGAAAUGAACUCUUCUGCCCUAAUGAGUCUAUUCGGCUUCUUCUAUCGCUGCUCGUCGGGCCUGGGGAGCGUUCUUGACCUAGGCGAGUUAUUUCAGGUUUCCAGCGAUAUCAAGGACCAGCUCAGUCUGGCUCUUGCCGACCUGGUGACCUUGAUUGUGGGGAUUGCAACGCAUUUCCGUAAAAUCCUCCUACGGAAGGAUACUUGCAUAUUGAUAUCUACUCCGAGUUUUCUGACCAAAUCCAUAACUUCCGCACUGGAGCGUGAGGGGUACGACAGUGCCAAAGUAAUCGACACGAAGACAAUCAAGCGCUGGCUCGAACCGGAGGAUCCUGUCCUUGCUAACGUCGUCGAGGCCACCGCCCAGCUUGCCCAAGAGCGAGAAGAAUCAACCUGUGUUUGGAUGAUGCCUUAUCUAAAUCGCUUUUUGAAAGGAAACCGACAAACACUCGCGAUUUCCGGCAAUCCUGGGUCAGGAAAGUCCAUCCUCGCGACUGUGAUCAACGAUCACUUGCAGCAUCCCGUGGGAGAUGUCAGUUAUAGAACCAUUUUUGUGCCAAUCAACAGCAGGGUUCUGGCAAACACCAUGCCUCGUGCUAUCGCAAAGACCAUUCUAUCCCAGCUUUUCGACCAGCAAAUUGGAAAUAUUCGCCUUUACCGCGUUCUUUCCGAUACAUACAGACGGUGCCAGGAGACCAUUGACAGUGAAGCAUACGAUGACAUUAUCUGGGGAGUUCUCCAAAGAGCACUUGAAGCUAGCCGGAAAGACGCGAAGGAACUAGUCUUGAUAGUUGAUGGCGUGGACGAAGCCAACGGUGGCGAAGCAGCUUUAUUGAAGAGGCUCCGACACGCUACCCAUAACGCAAAGAGUACCAAGCUGAUCCUGCUCACUUCCCAGCAGGAAUCUAAGACCUCCCAGAAGGGACAGGACACAGUACGCGUUAUGCCAGAGCUUAUUCUGGAUGAUAUUUCUGCAGUUGUGCGAAGUAUCCUGCAAGGUAGCGAUGCCUUCACCACAGCUCCUCAAGAACAGCGUGAGAUCCAAGUUACUCGGAUUGCCGAGGCUUCAAAUGGCUCUUUCCUGUGGGCUAAACUGGCUUCGAAACAACUUCGGGACGAGGCCCCGUCCAACACGCAGGCUCUGAUAAAGGCGGUUAACAAUCUUGUCAGUAGAAAGCCCACGAUAAAAGACAUCAUUCAUCGCACUCUGCAUUCGAAUGUGACCCAAGAAGCCAUAAGACUCGUCGUUUGGCUUGCCACGGCUUGUCGGCCGCUACAGGUACAGGAAUUGUCUGCUCUCCUAUCUGUUCAGCAAGACAAACAAAAGAUCAUAGAGCAGGACAGGGAAAGCCCACUUCAGAUUCUGAAGCCUGUGGCGUCUUUAGUCUUUAUUCAAAACAACUUGGUGUUCCUGCGGCACGACAGAAUCCGCAACUCAAUCUUGGAGGUCUUCAACCAUGGAAAUAUCCUUCCUACAAUCAAGAACACAAACCUCGAUCUAGCCCAGCGAUUAUUGCUCUAUGCAAAGCUUGCAGUUCCAGAGAGCCGUGAGCUGGCCUUGGAGCCAUUGGAAUCAAGUUUCACCCGCGACCUCAUUGAAAGGCAUCCUUUGUUGGACUUUGCACUCCGCUACUGGACACACCACCUGAGGACGGCAAUGGGUUGCAACACAGACCAGGAAAUUUCUGCAGCCGCGAAAGAAAUUCGCAAUAUACUUCCGAGUAGCACAACCUUCUCCAGGCUCGAGAUGGCUAUUUGGCAGCAGAAAGAGGCUCCAGUCCUGGUGUCUUUCCACGAUACCCAGACGCGCCUCUACCAGUCGAUCCUAUCUUCGAAACAGCCAGCCACUCUUCAGACCAUACUAUGCCAGGUGUCUUUCUAUUGGACUAUUCAUGAAGCCCCAAUUCAAGCCGACCAUGUCUUCUAUAAUGCCAUCCAGAUCUGCAAAGAGCUGCUCUCGGCCCAACACAGUAUCACGAUGACGGUGGCACAGUAUUUCUUGGAUAUAACCACUAGUCAAGUGACUACUUCCAAGACUACGACCAUGGCGAGGCGAAUUGAAGUCCUCCACCUCCUGGUGGAGAGCUAUAAGGUUCUUUAUGGGCCGACAAGCGAGAAGCUCAUUUCCAUUUUGACUCAGCUUGCAGAACAUUACCAUUACAUCAAGGAAGAGCACAAAGCUGAGGAAAUCCGAGGCUCCAUCGGCGUUCACCCUCCAGGAGGUACACAAGAUUCGAUCAAACCCCAAUUACCCGAUGACUCGUUGCACAUCCACCUUAUCGGUCGGCCACAAUCCACAGUGGCAGGGGCCAACCUCGAGUUAGAUGAGAUUGAAAUGGAUGUGGAGGUUAGCGGGUCUUUUGAGUUUGACUCACUUCUCAGCAAAGCAGGACAGUAUGCAAAGGCUGGGGACCAUAAAGCAGCCGAACUUAUUUACCUUGAAAUCUGGCAGCGUAGCAGCUGGGAGUCCCGAGUCCACCGCUCCUUAGAGUGGGAGCUCAGAAAUGUGAAGGCUGCCCAGGCCUACUCGAAGUUCCUCAUUUCACAAAAGCGAGAGAGCGAGGUAGCGGCCGUCCUCUGGGGUUUCUGGCAAGAAUAUGAGCAGGUCAGCACUACUUUGGAUGAGGCAGUUGUAUCGGAGUUAAUGCAAGUUGCAAAACUCAUGAAAUCCGUCAAGCUGGAGACCGUGGCAAUGCAAGUUCUGAAGCAUUGUGCCCAAAGCAUCAGUCAGCAUAGUUCGAUGUACGCGGAGCUCAAGCAAUCUAUACAGUCAACCUUCGAGUAUAUCAUAGAGAACGAGUCCACCGCGACUGAAUCAAGCCUGGAGGAGAUUGUGUUUAGCACCAUUACGACAAAGCAAUUCUCCACCAAGGCCACCACUUCUCUGAUCAACAUCUACCUGUCUCAGCGUCGAUGGCACGACGCGACACAAGCCAUGAAGCGGGUCUUGCGGAGUAUUUGGCCAGCAUUGUUUGCCCCAUCGUUCGAAGAUGUUGUCCUUCCAUCGAAGAAUGUGGACUACUGUGUUCAGCUGGCCGAGCGCUUGAGUAACUGCUAUCGUUCCAGACAGCGACCAGCGAAAGAGGAGAACAUUCGUCUUCGAGUCUAUCGUGCUGCCCGACGUGGCCGAUCCACUGGUGAUAAGCUCCGCAAUCGCGCCACGACCGCAAUUUUGCGCUUCUACGAACGGGCUUCCAAAACCGAUGACCUCAUCAGAAUCCAUGAGGAAGUCCUAGACGACUAUAUUAAGCAGCAUGGGCGGACACAUCCGACUGUGCUCAAGGAGCUGUGGGCUUUGGCCACAUUAACCCACCUGAGCCCUGUCUGCGUGGAUUACUAUGGACAGAUUGUGAAGAUCCUGAACAAGGAUAAAGCUACCUGUCAUCCAGACGCCUUUGAGCCGCUGCUUAUCGUGGUCACGGAACUUCUGACCCAGGGACGUUUUGCUGAGGCAUUGCAGCCUUGCAAAACUUUGUUCGGCACCUUGCAGCAUCCACAUAUCAACCCCAAGCUUAAAGAUCAGGCCUUCGUCAAACUUACCUACGAGCGCUAUGUGCAUUGCUUGCGGAUGACUCGCGCUGACACCGUCACUAUUCAUGAUGUGACAGUUCAGUACCGGAAGGCAUGUCGGUCCCUCUUUGGGGUCACUGCGACAAUCACGGUGCAAGCCACGACUACACUGGCACAGAUUUGCCAGGAAAGUCAUGAAUACAGGAGUGAAGCGGUAGCACUCUACGAGGAGUUAUUGAAGCUCAAAGCAAGCCAGGUGGAUAUCGACUAUGAUGGAAUCGGGGCGACAUUAGAUGCCUUGUACGAGGAGCAGGAGGCCACGCUGUCUUCAAAUACCGAGACGAUGACAACCGUAGAGUUCCAUAAGGUGGUUUCUCUUCAUAAGAAACGUCUCGAGACCACUCGAUCCAAACAUGGAUGGGCUCACCAGGAAUCGCUCUCCCAGAUGGAGAAGCUCGAGACGUCGGCGGUCAAUCUGUGCCUCGCAGCCAAGAGUAUUGCUUCCAGCUUCAUUAGCUCGCGUCAGGUCCAACGCGGCAAAGGAAUGGCACAGGAGAUCUACCGGCAAAUCGUGGCCAGGGACAUCGAAGUUGGCUUUAUCAGCUUUGACUUGUCCACGGACCGGCAUCAAGCCCUUGUUUUCCUAGCCCAGCUCGAGUACAGUCUUCAGGAGCGGGAGGCCUCGUCUAUCACCAUGAACGAGAUUUACACUUCACUAGUGACUGAAUAUGUCUAUUUUGAGCAACUCAGAACUGCGAUGAAGUCAAAGACCAGCAGUUUCCAGAGCACAUUGUCCAUUGUUCACCGCCUCCACGGUGUACUGCUUGCCACAGGUCGUCAGUCUACCGCUACCGCACUCAUCGAGAAGUUCACCCACUAUUUCAUAUCUGCCGAGAGCGAUACCGUCGAUGUCACCUUGGCCCAGGGCAAGGUCUUUGUCACCACGCUUCUCGAGUACUUUAGAUCUCAUUCGUCGCGCGACUAUAUCAACUCUGUCGCCAUCGCCAGCUACAACCGCGUAACCCAGCUCCUGGCCUCCGAGGAGUACGAUACAGCAUUCGACCUGGCGUCGGUCUCAUUCAAGUACAUUCGGGCCCAUCACGGCUUUACCUCAUUGACCGCUGUUAAGCUAGCAUUUAAAUUAUGCCUGGCAAUUUCCAGCCGAGACAUCAAAUCCUUUGUGGAGCCCACGGUGCGAAAGGAGAUGCUUGGUCUAUCGGUCGAGAUCGUCAAGGGAGCUCUGGACAAGUUUGAGCAAUUGAAACUGGAUAUAACUCAGUUGGACAAUGUCAAUUUGGACCGGUUGAUCGGGCUUCUGGACGAACAGAAGGAAUACUCCACCUUGGCUCGCGUGCUUACCUCUCUUUGGAAUGCCCGUGAAACCCGCAGCACCUCGCAGCAACAACAUCAAUACACUCUUGCCCUUGGUCGUAUGCUUGUUAUCACGCGCUACAUGAUUGAUCAGCACGUGGAUGCCAUCCGUCUGGCCGAAGAUAUUGUGUACAACUGUGCUCGUGUCCAUGGCGCACGACACUCAAGUACCGUCGAGAUGACCGUGCUCCUCUCGCAGAUGUAUACGAGCGUGGCACAGGGAUAUCAAAACAAGGAGGACUACCGUGACUUGGCGUACCGGUAUUACAAGAAGGCCGCCGUGCUACAUGAAAACGCCCUACGAUCCUUCGUUGACCCAUCGUACUUCUCUUCUAGCCUCGGAGACAGGAGCAGCCCCGGUGGCUCGAAUCCCAGCAGUCCCGGUGAGGCAGCAGAAGGCGACGGCAAGUACGUUCGACAGCAUCUCCGUCUGCUCAAACUCGCUGUCGAGCGCUUGGGAGAGUGGCCGAAGGAGUACUCGGAAUACGAAACCCUGAAUACGGAUAUUUUCAAGGCGUUUGGAAAUGAGCUAAAGGGAGUGGACGGAGUGGAAAAGUGGGACUUGAAGAAAUUCGGUUGCGGUCAAGCUGAAGCGACUGAUGACUUGAUCAUGCCUGCCUCGGACGAAGGAGUUGUUCUACACGAACGCCUCGCGAUUCCUGUGUAG
Aspergillus nomiae NRRL 13137 is the source of this 5988-nucleotide messenger RNA. Its product is annotated as NACHT domain protein. The transcript is spliced from 6 exons. Lineage: Eukaryota; Fungi; Ascomycota; Eurotiomycetes; Eurotiales; Aspergillaceae. The record is from RefSeq and is a predicted model, not a curated record. The coding region runs from base 1 to 5988 and encodes 1995 amino acids. Gene Ontology annotation, molecular function: protein binding.